AUGAAGUCGAAGACCUCCCAGCCCGUCUCAUCCUCGCAUGAUGAGAAUGUUCCUUCCCCAGUCGAGACCCCUGUUGAACAGGUGGACACACAAAAAGCCUGGAUCAUCGGCGGCAAGUACCGCGAUGAAAUGUACGACGACCAGUCCCAGAACGUCGAAAAGAGCUUGUUACAAGAAGUGGACUUCGACCUCCCUCUUACCACGCUGAAGCCCACCCAGCACGAUGGCCAACAAGUCCUUGUGCUCGAGUUCGUCCAGGGAGACAAGGAAAACCCGUUCAAUUGGAGCGGCAAGAGAAAGGCAUUUAUCAGUGUUUUGCUUUGCAUGAUGACACUAUUCAUCGGUCUCGCCACGACAGCCUACAGCUCGGGGGUCUCCCGAAUGACGCAGGAGCUGGGGGUGUCAGAAGAGCUGGGACAAUUGGGUUUGUUCACUUUUAACUUCACCUGUGCUCUGGCCCCUCUGUUCCUGGCCCCGUUCUGCGAGCUCGCUGGCCGCCGAGUCAUCUAUGUGGGUGCCUAUGUCUGUUUUGCCAUCAUGUUCAUUGGUCUCUCUCUGGGCAAGAACAUUGCCACCAUUGUGAUUUGCCGUGCGCUGCUCGGUCUGUUCGGCUGUGUUGGAACUAUUCUGGUCGGUGGUACCUUCGGUGACAUGUACACCCCGGCGCAUCGUGCUAUUCCCAUGGCCUCUUUCUCGUACGUCGCCAUCUUCGGUACGGUUGCCGCGCCGAUCUAUGCUGGAUUCAUUGAUCAGGCUCUGGGCUGGCGAUGGGUUGAGGGAAUUCAGGGUCUUGCCAACAUCCCCCUGGUCAUUGUCAUUGCCAUCUUCCUGUGCGAGACCCGUGGCGGUGUGACUCUGAAGAAACGCGCCAAAAUGCUACGCAAGACGACUGGAGAUGAGCGUUUCGUGACGCACAACGACCUUGAAGCUCCCGGCAUCAAAAAGAUGCUGCACAACUCGUCCGUCAAGGCUAUUCGCAUGCUGUUCACCGAGCCCGUCGUGUUUGCCUUUGGUCUGUGGAUCAGCUUCGCGUGGUUCCUGACCUUCCUCUUCCUUUCCGUGAUCCCCAUCACCUUCCAGGAGAAGCGUGGAUGGAACGAGGGCGUGUCAGGUCUGCCGUACAUUUCGCUGUGCAUCGGUACCACAAUCGGGUUCGGCUUGAACUUCUUCCAAAUCCGCAAGUACGAAUCGAUCGUGGCCGACACGACCAAGAAGGUCUACCCUGAGGCCCGUCUGUACGGCGCCAUGUGCGGCGCAGUCUGGUUGCCCAUCGGUCUCUUCAUCUACAGUUUCACCCAGUAUGCCCACCUGCACUGGAUCGGUCCGGUCAUCGGGCUGGCCCUGAUCGGUAUCGGUAUUUUUUUCAUCUUCGAGUCUUGCUACAGUUAUACCUCAGACUGCUAUGGCGAGAACUCGUCGUCCGCCAUCGCCGGGCAGGGUUUCAUGCGGAACACCUUGGGAGCCGUAUCGCCCCUAUUCGCCACGCAGUUCUUCCACAACUUGGGAAGCCAGUAUGCCGGGCUGCUCCUGGCGCUCGUGGCGACCCUCCUCACUUUCAUCCCGUUCGUCCUCUACAAGUUUGGACCGGACCUGCGCGCACGAUCUCGGCUGGCCAGCUCGACUGUCAACGCGGGUUCUGAGGACCAAGAUGAGGACAGCCCUUGA
Molecule: messenger RNA, 1665 nt
Organism: Penicillium alfredii
Lineage: Eukaryota; Fungi; Ascomycota; Eurotiomycetes; Eurotiales; Aspergillaceae
Product: MFS transporter
Exons: 1
Coding region: 1-1665 (554 amino acids)
Biological process (GO): transmembrane transport
Molecular function (GO): transmembrane transporter activity
Source: RefSeq, a predicted model, not a curated record